AUGCUGAGUCGUGGCUGUGCAGACGACUUUCGGAGAUGGCAGCACCCUAAAUACAUCGUUGCCCCUCACUUCGACAUCGUUCCCCCUCCAGAUGGACCAUUUGCCUUGGGCAAAUUCGUGGAGGAUACCAAGGAUUACGCUAUCAUCAAUGAAAAUGCCCCUAUUCCUGUCCCCAAGUCAUACUCGUCCGUCAAAACAAACAUUGACACAAGCGUUUACUCAUCCCGCACAUAUGAGACGGAGACCAUAGCCAAGGUUCUUGACCGCAGCAUCGGCGGCAAUGCGAACCUCAAGGGGAUCAGGGCCGACAGUGAUGUCUUCCACAUCCAGAAACUCGAGACGAUCUACUUCAAUCCAACCAAGGACUACAUCCAACAGUGCCGAGCACUCCCGAAUAUUGAUGCGUACCUCAAGGCCACCCACUACCAGAAACCGGUCUAUCUCAUAACCGGAUUGAAGGUCGCAUGGGGAGCGACCUACUCCACUUCUGAUGGCCAGCAUUUUGAUGCAGGUGCUGGAGCAGCAGUUACGCUGGGCACCGAGGAACUCAACGCGGAGGUGAAGGGAGAAGGCCGCCUCGCCAAGGCUGCAGAGCUUGAUUUCAAGGCCAACGACCCAUUCAACUUCGUUCUGGGUAUCCGUUUGUUGAAAUUUUUCCACAAGAGGAAGCAUAUCUUGUCUGGCGAAAUGGUUCCUUGCGAGGAGACGGUGACCGAUGGGGCAGUGUUGCUGGAUGCCAGUUCCGGAACGGAUGAUCAGGAUGACGAGCUUGUUGCUGAGGAGUUGGACGAGCAGGAGGCUGCAAUGAUGGUUCUUUAA
Clonostachys rhizophaga is the source of this 819-nucleotide messenger RNA. The record is from the annotation of a GenBank genome assembly. NCBI's taxonomy places the organism in Eukaryota, Fungi, Ascomycota, Sordariomycetes, Hypocreales, Bionectriaceae.